This is a messenger RNA of Psilocybe cubensis, 4239 nucleotides long. RefSeq lists its product as uncharacterized. Bases 1 to 4239 code for a protein of 1412 amino acids. The record is from RefSeq and is a predicted model, not a curated record. Gene Ontology annotation, biological process: microtubule cytoskeleton organization; intracellular signal transduction; protein phosphorylation. Gene Ontology annotation, cellular component: cytoplasm. Gene Ontology annotation, molecular function: protein serine/threonine kinase activity; ATP binding; tau-protein kinase activity. The transcript has 4 exons. Lineage: Eukaryota; Fungi; Basidiomycota; Agaricomycetes; Agaricales; Agrocybaceae.
AUGGCGAGCCCAGCACCCCCAUCAUCUGCAUCUCGCAGGCAACGCGCCUCGCACACCGUCGUGUCCCCAACGGCCCACCACAACAGCCAUCACCACCAUCAACAGCCAUAUUCGAACCAGGGGCACACGUCGUUGCUCCCGGUGCCCCAUCACAGCAACAACGCCGAUUCUCACACUAACAGCCAGCCGAGCGCUGCGCUCACCCAAAAUCCGCAAUACCCCGACGUGUACGCGCACCCGGCGGCGGUAGCGUACAGCGCCGCCCAUCCGAGACGAACCAUCCCCAAGUUUGGGCCGUAUCUGCUUUUGCAGACGCUCGGCGAGGGUGAAUUCGGAAAGGUUAAACUCGGGUUGCACAGCCAGUGGGGAGAAGAGGUUGCUGUAAAGUUGAUUCGCAGAGGGAAUGUGGACAGCACUGUGAGGAUGAGCAAGGUCGAACGGGAAAUUGAAGUCUUGAAGACCCUCAAGCACCCAAACAUCGUACGUUUGUACGAUGUCAUCGAGACCGACAAGUACAUCGGAAUCAUUCUUGAGUAUGCCUCGGGCGGAGAAUUGUUCGACCACAUUUUGGCACACAGAUACCUACGGGAGAAGGACGCAGCCCGACUUUUUUCGCAGCUCAUCUCAGGGGUGUGGUACAUCCACCAAAAGAAGAUUGUGCAUCGAGACCUAAAGCUGGAGAACCUGCUGUUGGACCGCAACAGGAAUGUGAUCAUCACCGACUUCGGCUUUGCGAACAGGUUCGAGCACAAGAGCGACGACCUCAUGCAGACGAGCUGCGGUAGUCCGUGCUAUGCCGCCCCUGAGCUCGUUAUCAGCGAGGGACUGUAUGUCGGCAGCGCGGUCGAUAUUUGGAGUUGUGGUGUUAUUCUGUAUGCCAUGCUCGCUGGAUAUCUGCCCUUCGACGACGACCCGGCCAAUCCGGAUGGCGACAAUAUCAAUCUGUUGUACAAAUACAUCGUUUCGACCCCUCUAAGCUUCCCAGACUACAUUUCAGCUGAAGCGCGAGACCUCUUGAGUCUCAUGCUCGUUCCGGACCCGACCCGCAGGACGUCUCUGGAGGGCGUCAUGCGCCACCCGUGGUUGAGUGCGUAUUGGGUUGAUAGCUCUGGAGGACGCAAAAACAACACAGACGGGGGUCCUCCUGUUGCAUUUGGCAGGACGGUCGAAGAGCUCGAGAAACUCGCCAUGGACGGCCACCAGCAGAAGCGCAUCCAGUAUCAGAAACAGAUGCGCCAGGCGGCUGCCGCUGCCGCUGCCGCAAACUCUGGAGCCGGAGGGUCAUCGGGUUCCAAUGCGAUGGCGGCAGGCGGGAGCGGCACAGCUGUUGCGCCUACCCCUGGAAGGACGCAGAGCCAUAGGCCGACGGAACACCGUGAUCGUGAACGAGACAGGGAGAGGGAGCGAGAGGCGAUAUAUGCCCAACAGCAGCAACAACAGCAGCAACAAUCGUCCAGACAGCAACAAGGGGGCGCUACGCCGCGCAGCCGCUCCGUGCAGCCUGAAUACCUAUACGACUCGUCCGUCGACCAGUCGCUCUCUAUGUCUCCUGGUGGGCCUGCUCAGGCUUCGGCGUCGAUGCCGCUUGUCAGUGCAGCAGCACUGCAGCAACCUGCAACACCCACUGCCAAUGCGGGCAAUGCUAAAGGCAAGGCUCCAAAGGUGUACGGCAGCCCAGCGGCGGCCGGUCUCAGUGAUGACGAUCCGUUUGCGUUCACGUCUGGCCCGCCUUCGAAUGGUGCCGUGUCGGGUUUGCCUCCAGUUUCUGGCGGUUUGCCCCCUGUCUCCGGAGGGCUUGCGCCGCCAGGUAUUCCUCCUGCUCAGGCAUCCAAUGGCAACGCUAAUAAAUCACCUGGAGGAGACAAAUUCAGACAUACGAUCCAGGUUGAGUAUGAUGCGCCUAAAGGACGCAGAGGACGAAGCGGAAGCCAGAGCCAAGGCCAGAGAGAAAGGCAGCAACAGGCUCAGCAGCAGCAGCAGCAAACAGAGAAGAGAUCUCCGCCCAAGCCUCUGCCCUCGCCGCCUCCUGUAGCCGCGUCAUCGCCUGCUGUGUCGACGACCACAGCCACUGCACCGUCUGCAUAUCGCCCACCUCCUGCAACAGCAUCGUCUCCGCCUUCAGCGGCAGCCAAAGCCGCCGCCGCCGCAAAUGCGAAUGGUUUGAGCAUCAAUGUGUCCAGCGCACCAGCGCCUGCUCCUGUGUCCGCGGCGCCUACACAAGCGUCCGAGUCGACCUUCACGAACGCGCCAACGACGCCGGAUGUCGCGACGGGCACGACUGGGUCAACGUCGUCCAUCAAGCCGCCGUCGGUUUCGGGCCAGCAGCAGCAGGGCCACAAGAAGGGAAAGUCUAGUGUGGACCGCAUGGGCCUCGGCAAGAUCUUUGGUGGGCUCGGAAGCGGCGCAGGCCCGAAUGCCGCUGCGAAGGACGACGGGGAUGUGACGCCCAGCGCCAGCGUCGGGAGUGUUGUGCUUACCCCUAGUGCGACGGCGAGUGUGAGCGCAAGCGAGGAGGACAAGGAGAGUAAAGAGAGUAAUGGCACUGGCGGUAGUAGCAGCAGGCAGCCAACGAAGAAGGCAAGCAGGCGGAACACGCUUACAGUCAUGGUUGAGCCAUUCCGCUCGGUCAGAGGGAAGAAGGACAAGGAGAGCAAGGAGAAGGACAAGGAUAGGAGGAUGGCGAGUACGCCGGUUGCUGCGGCAUACCCGCAUCGCGAUGUGUCUGGUUCAAAGAGCGCGCUGCCUGGCGUUGCGGGUGCGGGUGCAGGCGCAGGUGCGAUGACCUUGGCUGUUCCGACGACUGCGCCUGUGCCCGGCCCUGUGUCGGCUAUUGAGCCAAGUCCCGGAGGCGGAGGUGCGUUCUCGCCGUCGCAGGAAUUUGGCGGCGUGCCAACACCUGGAAGCGGGAUGCAGGCGUCGACGAGCAAGGCAAAGAAGGUCAUGCAGUGGUUCAGGACCAAGUCGAAGGGCCGGGAGUCUGUCGGGUACGGUCUCAACAUGGGUGGACCAGGAGGCGACGAAGAGGCGACGCCUACACCUACGCAUCCUGGUCAGGGUCACGAGUUGCAGCAGCAACAGCAGGAGGGCAAGUACAAGAGAGGUUACUCAGCUUCCAGCAGCACUGUCAAUCAGCAGGAAAAGGAAAAGGAGUUGCAACAACAGCAGCCAGCGACGGCGGCGCCUCAAGUUGUGGUCACUACGCCCUCCACGCCCCGCCCUUCUGGUGCUCACACGGCUACAUCCAACGCGAAAGGAAAUGCAAGCAAGACGCCCAUCCAGCCCCUGCGCACGGCGAGUGCCGCGACGGACGCGAGCGCGUCAGCGGCUAGCAUCAGCGCGUCGAGCUUCGUCACGAGGUUCAGGAACAGCGUCACGGCCGUCGGGCGCGAGCGCAACACGUCGACGACCGAAAAGCAUCAUCAUCAUCAUCAUCAUCAUCAAAACCAGCACGCGCACCCACAUGGCCAGGCGGGUCAGCAGGCGCCGCAUCCGUACAGCCAACUACGGAUCCAUCACGGCGCGGUGGACCAGACGACGAUCACCACGCGUCCGCCGCCGGAAGUGAUGGCGCAUGUGAAGAAGGUUCUUGAGGGUAUGGGUGUUGAGGCGCAGAUGGAGAGCGAAUACAAGGUCAGGUGUGUCAGGGUCAAGAAGAAGAAGGAUACUAUUGUUGCUGGUCAAGAAGGGGAGGGACAGGGCCAGUUGGCGGUUGUGACCAUGAUGGGCAGCGCUGCGUCUAACGGGGUCGACAAGCGUGGUUUACCGCUUCCUUCUCCCUCUGCGUUUUCGGGGACAGGGGGCAUGCUCCGCGGGCUGCUCAUGCGCAGACAAUCCUCGCAGGUUUCGACUCAUGGACCCGCCUCUUCCUCUACAUCUGUGUCAGGAGCAGCAGGCAACAACUCUCUGGCGUUCGACGAUGAGACUUCAGUGGUCGUUGGCGAGCCUUUGAACAUGAACGGACAAGACACUCUGGGCAGCCCGAUUUCGCCAUCGCCAUCGCCACUCACUGCGGUGCCUGCUGCAUCCUCUAGUUCCAGCAAAGCGGGUAAGGGACCAGCGUAUGGAGACCCUAACCAAGAUGCUGGUGACGAAGUGCGGUUCAGCGUUGAGCUGACUCGACUGGAUCGAUUGAACGAUACGUACAGCUUGGACAUUAGAAGGCUGAAGGGCAAUUUGAGGAGUUAUAAGUUUUUGUAUGAUACUUUGAGAGAACGCGCGGACUUGUCUGCUGCCCACUAA